AUGGCAUCUCGCCGCCGCAUGCUAUUGAAGGUCAUAAUCCUCGGAGAUAGCGGGGUUGGUAAAACAUCACUGAUGAAUCAGUAUGUGAAUCGUAAAUUUAGUAAUCAAUAUAAGGCAACCAUUGGUGCAGAUUUUCUUACCAAGGAGGUUCAAUUUGAAGAUAGGUUGUUCACAUUACAGAUUUGGGAUACUGCUGGUCAAGAGCGGUUUCAGAGUCUUGGUGUGGCUUUCUACCGUGGUGCAGACUGCUGUGUACUUGUUUAUGAUGUAAAUGUCAUGAAAUCCUUUGACAACCUUAACCACUGGCGAGAAGAAUUUCUUAUUCAGGCUAGUCCAUCUGAUCCUGAAAACUUCCCAUUUGUUGUAUUGGGAAACAAAAUAGACGUUGAUGGUGGAAAUAGCAGAGUUAUUUCUGAGAAGAAAGCAAAGGCGUGGUGUGCUUCAAAGGGAAACAUACCAUACUUUGAGACCUCUGCAAAAGAAGGAUUUAAUGUUGAAGCUGCUUUCCAGUGCAUAGCAAAAAAUGCGCUGAAGAAUGAACCCGAAGAAGAAAUGUACCUGCCUGACACAAUUGAUGUUGGUGGUGGUGGUGGACGACAACAGAGAUCUACUGGAUGUGAAUGUUGA
This is a messenger RNA of Sphenostylis stenocarpa, 627 nucleotides long. The record is from the annotation of a GenBank genome assembly. NCBI's taxonomy places the organism in Eukaryota, Viridiplantae, Streptophyta, Magnoliopsida, Fabales, Fabaceae.